GGGGAGGGCAAAUGUGGGUUUGUGUGUGGCCACUUGUAUGUGGUGUUUCCUGAACUGGGGGCUGAGAGUGUUCUGCCCACCACCACGAAGUUGCUGUGAUCAGGCCAGCUUUUGGCCUCUUUUUCAGGUCUGCGAAGCCUGAGUACUAAAGUCCGUGGUGCCUUCAUUGUGUAGACAGCUAUGGAGACACUCUAAUGUCCCUUGAUUGCUCUCCUGUCCUGAGAAGCUGUAAGGAAUCCACAGUGCCCAGCAGAUGUGGGUAUUGAGCAUUUGCUAUGGGGUAUGUUGGACUGGACUUACACUUUGAAGUACUGUCUGAAGACAAUACUUCCAGGCUGUCUCUGGAAGCCAUGACACAAAAGUCAAAUCCUCCACAAAUCACUUUUAUACUUUUUGGAAUAAUACUUUGGUUGUAUUAGAUAAAUAAAAGCUGUCAUUGAUAUUUCACCUGUUUCCUUUUACUUUGUUAGUGGUUCCUGGAAAAUAAAAAUUAAUUUUGUGGCCCACAGUGUAAUCCUUCUGGACGAGGCUGCUGCAAGGCUUGUAUUUAUUUUGUAAAAGAUGGAGCGAGAGCCAGAAAAUGGAGAACCUGCUGAGAUUAAGAUCAUCAAGGAAGCAUACGAGAAGGCCUUUUUGUUUGUAAAUAAAGGACUGAACACAGAUGAGUUAGGGCAGAAGGACGAAGCAAAGAACUACUACAAGCAAGGCAUAGGACACCUGCUUAGGGGCAUCAGCAUCGCGGCUACAGAGCCAGGGUGCACAGGCCCUGCCUGGGAUUCUGCCAGACAGAUGCAGCAGAAAAUGAAGGAAACACUUCAGAACGUCCGCACCAGGCUAGAGAUCCUAGAGAAGGGCCUUGCCACAUCUCUACGCAAUGACCUUCAGGAUGUGCCCAAGUUAUACCCAGAGUUCCCUCCUAAAGACACAUGCAAGAAGUUCCCAGAGCCAGAUUUGGUUAGUUCAGCCCCCCAGCAUGCUGAAGUAGAUGGGAGCACCUCUGCUGUAGGGGCCACAGGUGCUGCGCCUUCUGCUGGGCCCUCAUCUUCGCCCAGCUGUCCUGCUGAAGCACCCCCAGCCUACACCCCCCAGGCUGCCGAGGGUCACUACACUGUGUCCUAUGGAACAGACUCGGGGGAGUUUUCAUCAGUGGGAGAAGACUUCUACAGGAACCAUACCCAGCCUCCCCCUCUCGAGACCUUGGGACUCGAUGCAGACGAACUGAUUUUGAUACCAAAUGGAGUACAGAUCUUUUUUGUAAACCCUGCGGGAGAGGUUAGUGCUCCGUCAUACCCCGGGUACCUGCGCAUCGUGAGGUUCUUGGAUAAUUCUCUGGAUACGGUUAUGAACCGCCCUCCUGGGUUUCUCCAGGUGUGUGACUGGCUGUACCCACUGGUUCCCGAUAGAUCACCGGUUCUCAAGUGCACCGUGGGAGCCUACAUGUUUCCAGACACCAUGUUACAAGCUGCAGGCUGCUUUGUGGGGGUGGUUCUGUCGUCUGAGCUCCCAGAAGAUGACAGGGAGCUGUUUGAGGAUCUGCUGAGGCAGAUGUCUGACCUUCGGCUCCAGGCAAACUGGAAUAGAGCAGAAGGAGAAGAUGAAUUCCAAAUCCCUGGGAGAGCAAGUCACCCCUCCGAGCCACGGAAGGAAGCUUCUGGCACCGAUGUCAGGCAGUCGGGUUCUUCAGGUUCUUCUCUAGACCAAGGCAGCAAGGAUGCACGCCAUAAAGGAAAGCGUGGGAAAAAGACUAAAGAUACUUCAAGUGAAGAAGUUAAUUUGAGUCAGAUUGUGCCCUGUGAGCCACGUUCAGAAGAAAAAGCCAAAGAACUACCUGAGUGGAGUGAGAAAGUGGCCCACAACAUUCUGUCAGGUGCUUCCUGGGUGAGCUGGGGUUUAGUCAAAGGUGCUGAAUUUACUGGCAAAGCAAUCCAAAAAGGUGCUUCUAAACUCCGAGAGCGCAUUCAACCAGAGGAGAAACCCGUGGAAGUGAGUCCGGCUGUCACCAAGGGCCUCUACAUAGCGAAGCAGGCAACUGGAGGGGCAGCGAAGGUCAGCCAGUUCCUGGUUGAUGGUGUCUGCACAGUAGCAAAUUGCGUUGGCAAAGAGCUCGCUCCACAUGUCAAGAAGCAUGGAAGCAAACUCGUUCCAGAAUCUCUCAAGAGAGACAAAGACGGGAAAUCCACUCUGGAUGGCGCCAUGGUUGUGGCAGCGAGUAGUGUUCAAGGAUUUUCAACUGUCUGGCAGGGAUUGGAGUGUGCGGCUAAAUGCAUUGUCAACAAUGUGUCUGCAGAAACCGUACAAACUGUCAGAUACAAGUACGGGCACAAUGCAGGAGAGGCUACACACAAUGCAGUGGACUCCGCUCUCAACGUCGGCCUCACUGCCUACAACAUUGACAACAUUGGCAUCAAAGCCAUGGUGAAGAAGACUGCCAAGCAGACAGGACACACGCUCCUGGAGGACUAUCAGAUCAUCGACAGCUCUCAGAAGGAAGGCCGGGGAGGAGCAGCAAGCACAGACGUGAGAAGAAACACAGAAAAGCGGACGGAGGAAGAGGAGGAGGAGGAGAAGAAGAAGAAAGGGGCAAAGAAGAAAGAUAAAUAACCGGAGUUCUGGGAGUGACCUACACCAAAGCCUUACCAGAUGGAGGAAUGUGAACAGCAGAUGUGGAUUCUCCACACAAGGACCAGUGGUUUCAAUGUAUUCAUUGCUACAGAGUAACUGUCAGAAGUUUGGGGCAUGUAUCCACUUAACAAGAAAAAUAAUCAGUAUUCUUACAGCUGGUUCUAGAAAUAUGCAGUUUAUAGUCUCAAUACAUUUAUUUUCCCUUCAAUGUGGCUAAAAUAUUUUUGCAGUUAAAAUAAAGCUUAUAAUAUAUGUAACUUAAA
Peromyscus eremicus (cactus mouse) is the source of this 2885-nucleotide messenger RNA. RefSeq names its product spartin (gene Spart). The record is from RefSeq and is a predicted model, not a curated record. Gene Ontology annotation, cellular component: plasma membrane. Lineage: Eukaryota; Metazoa; Chordata; Mammalia; Rodentia; Cricetidae. The transcript is spliced from 9 exons. Gene Ontology annotation, biological process: negative regulation of BMP signaling pathway; cell division. Bases 562 to 2601 code for a protein of 679 amino acids.